AUGCAGCCGUCAAUGAAAAUGGAGGAGCAGGACUCGGCGUCCCAUGACCUUGGGGGAGGCGGAGUCCCCCGUUUCCUGCAGCCUGGACCCGUAAGGGAGUUUUUAGCUGGCGAAGCUCCUCAGCGUGUCAAACAGGAACCAGAUGAAGGACCCCAACCGCACUGGGAGACCCAGAGGCCGGAGUUCCCCAAAGCGGUGCAGUAUCCUCAGCCGGGGUGGAGAAACCCUUUUCCGCACAAGCCCCUGCAGUGGGACUCUAACUCUUUCCCGACCUCCUACGAAGAAACAUCCAACGCUAGCCAGUGGCCGGCGGGAGGAUGGGUGCCGCAAACCGUGCCUGGCGGAGAAGCCCAGCCGGUCUACGGCAACCAAGUUCAACGAGAGAGAAGGAACUACGGUGGCAUGAAGGAAGAAGUCCCCAAUGAGGACACCGUGGGCUUGGAGGUGCGGCGGCAGCGCUUCAGGCGGCACCGCUACCAGGAGGCCGAGGGGCCUCGCGAGAUUUGCCGGCAGCUCCAGGAACUUUGCCACCAGUGGCUGAAGCCCGAGAGGCGGACGAAGGAGCAGAUCCUGGAGCUGUUGAUCCUGGAGCAGUUCCUCACCAUCCUACCUCAGGAAAUCCAGAACUGGGUCAGGGAACACAGGCCUAACACCUGUUCCCAAGCGGUGGCCUUGUCGGAAGAUUUCCUCAUGAGGCAGCGGGAGGCCCAGAGAAAAGAACAGGUGAUGUGGUCGUUUGAGGAGGUGGUUGUGAACACCCCCAUGGGCCAGCAGGUGCAGUACCCCACGGCGGCCCAGCAGGUCCAUUACCCCACCGUGGCACUGCCAGUCCAGUAUCCCACCAUGGCACAGCAGACGCAAUAUCCCGCCGUUGCACAGCAGGCCCCCAAUCCUAUCUUGUCCGAUCGACUGCAGUUGGAUGCUGGGAGGACGCUGAUCUGCAGGGAGCCGAUACCGGAAGGUGGGCGGAGUCUACGGCCUUAUGGCCCUAUCCAAGAGUUCCGGAGACCCCUCACCAACGCGGAGAGGAUGCGGAACCGGCGGAUGCGGAACAGGAAGCAGCGCCUGGAGACCAGCAUGCAGCUCGUCGAAUCGGCUUCCCGGGCCCCCUCAAUGCUGCUGGACGCCAUGCGGGGGCUGCACAGGCAGGACCUGAAGGCCUUCGACAGGGCCCGGCAAGAGGAGCGGCAGCACCGGAAGCAGGAGAGGCGGCAGGACAGGGCCACGGCCCAGCUGUUGGUCAGUGCCAUCGAGCGCUCCCACAGCGACCUAGGGGAAUUCUUGGGGAGGCAGACGGUCACCAUGGCGGCCAUUGCAGCCGUAUUUACGGGCCAGAGGUCUUCCCCGCAAGGAUCGUGGGCCCCCCCAGAGUCAGGGUCUGGAACCGCCUUACCACCCGGCCACGUGCCCGGUGUGUCUUCGGAGCCUGUUGCCGGCCCGGUAGCUCCCUGCCCGGUGCUGCCUUUGACUGUCCCCGGCGGCAUUUGUGACCCAGUUCCCGAACCGCCUCCUAUGGACGGACCGAGGGAGGACUCUACCCCAGACUCACCCACGCCUUCAACCUCUGACGCCGCCUCGCGUACCCUCGGCACAAGACAGAACAGAGGAGCAAAAAGGAAGAUGUGGGAAUGA
Euleptes europaea (tarantolino) is the source of this 1632-nucleotide messenger RNA. Its product is annotated as mitogen-activated protein kinase 7-like. Lineage: Eukaryota; Metazoa; Chordata; Lepidosauria; Squamata; Sphaerodactylidae. The record is from RefSeq and is a predicted model, not a curated record. Bases 1 to 1632 code for a protein of 543 amino acids. The transcript has 3 exons.